GGGGAGGGGAAUGCUGCUGGCCAUGUAAAAAACAAAAAACAAAAAACAUUGAUUUACUCUAUCAAAAAUAUUUCAAAAGGAAAAUGUCUCCCUUAGAUUCUGUUGUUUCUGUGGCUUCCAGAACCUCCCAUCCUCUCGAGGGGAUGAGGGAAAGCUUUUCUAGCUUUUCUGGAGAAAGAGAAUCAUUGGGGAGAGGGGAUGAAGGACUGGGGAGCUCAUGGCGUCCAGGUCGGAGUCCUCUAGAGUUUUUGAAUCAAUUAAAGCAAAUAAUGCUCUCUGUUUUCCACCAGGCCCAGACGAGCGAUUGGCCGAGGCCAGUCCCGUGACCACGAAUUCCCUGCAAUUUCGCCGGAGUCCUGGGUUUAAUAGAGAGAGUCCCCAUACGCUUGUAUUUAUCAGCAAUAUACAAUUAUAAAGGCCCAAAAUUUAAAAAAAAAAAAAAAUCAAGAGCGGAAUCUCCCCCUCCCAAAAUCAUUCCAUCACAUAAGCCUGGGGGGGGCAGGAGGGGGGGUCCCUUCCGAUCCUCCCUCCUGACGCCCCCCCCAGCAGGCCCCCUCCCCCACCAUUGAAAGCCAUGAAUUUUGAAUUUGAGAGGGAGAUUGGGUUUAUAAACAGCCAGCCAUCGCUCGCCGAGUGUCUGACUUCCUUCCCCGCUGUCUUGGAGACAUUUCAAACUUCAUCAAUCAAGGAGUCGACAUUAAUUCCUCCUCCUCCUCCUUUCGAGCAAACCUUCCCCAACCUCCAGCCCGGCGCCUCCACCCUUCAGAGACCCGGGAGCCAAAAGCAAGCCGAAGAUGGGCCCGUUCUGCCGCCGCCGCCGCCGCCGCUCCCCGCCGCCCCCCUGGCCCCCGAGUUCCCCUGGAUGAAAGAGAAGAAAUCCGCCAAGAAACCCAGCCAAUCUGCCACGUCUCCUCCGGCCGCCUCCUCGGUCCCAGCCUCCGGGGUUGGCUUGCCUGCAGAUGGCUCGGGGCUGGCGGAGGCGGCCGGCAGCGGGGCGCGCAGGCUGCGCACGGCUUACACCAACACACAGCUGCUGGAGCUGGAGAAGGAAUUCCAUUUUAAUAAGUACCUGUGCCGGCCGCGCCGCGUCGAGAUCGCGGCCUUGCUGGACCUCACCGAGAGGCAAGUCAAAGUCUGGUUCCAGAACCGGCGCAUGAAGCACAAACGGCAGACACAGCACCGAGAGCCGCACGACGGAGAGCCAGCCUGCCCAGGCGCCCUGGAGGACACCGGCGAGCCCGCUCUGGAGCCCAUGGCCAGCCCCGCCGCCUCGCAGGCGGCGCGGGAAGCCUGCUCUUACCCUCCUGAGGUCGCGCCGGGCCCCCUGGGCGCCUCUGGCUCUCUGCCUCUGGCCGCUCGCGGGAACGGCGCGCGGGCGCUGAGCCCCGGCUGCGCCCUGAGAGGGUCGGACGGGCUGGAGCCAGAGCCAUUGCCCGAAGACGCCUUCCCCGAGCGGCAGGAUUCGCCUUUCCUGCCCGACCUCAACUUCUUCGCGGCCGACUCUUGUUUUCAGCUGUCCGGAGGCCUCUCCCCAAGCGUGCAGGGCUCGCUGGACAGCCCGGUUCCCUUUUCUGAGGAAGAGCUGGACUUCUUCACCAGCACCCUAUGUGCCAUCGACCUGCAGUUCCCCUAACUUGUCCCCUCCGCCCGGCCCUUCCGGCCCCCCCACCACCACCACCUCGGUUGUCUAAUGGAAACCCCCAGGACCUUCCACCCCCAAGUCAUUUAGACUUCUUUAUGUGUUUUGCUAAAAUUCAGGUAUUAUCGAAUUAGCGUUUAAUUCACUUCCUUUCUUCUCUAAAAUAUUGGGCACUCGAGCGUCUUUUUAAAAUCACACAGAAAAAUUCCGUUUCUUAAACUCCUUCCAGCGAAAUCUCAGGAAUAAUUAAACUCUAAGAGGGGCUUUCUUAAAAAAUAACUAGAGGAACCUAUUUUCCUCGUUUUCUUUUUUUAAGUUUUAGACUAGAUUAUUUAUUAAAAUUCUUUAAUAAUAGGAAAAGGGGAAAGUAUUUAUUGUAUAUUAUUUUCAUAGAUUAAAUAAAUGUCUUUAUAAUAC
Messenger RNA from Pteropus alecto (black flying fox), 2056 nucleotides. RefSeq names its product homeobox B2 (gene HOXB2). The coding region runs from base 575 to 1633 and encodes 352 amino acids. Lineage: Eukaryota; Metazoa; Chordata; Mammalia; Chiroptera; Pteropodidae. The transcript has 2 exons. Gene Ontology annotation, molecular function: DNA binding; DNA-binding transcription factor activity, RNA polymerase II-specific. The record is from RefSeq and is a predicted model, not a curated record. Gene Ontology annotation, biological process: regulation of DNA-templated transcription.